Molecule: messenger RNA, 1595 nt
Organism: Pogoniulus pusillus (Red-fronted tinkerbird)
Lineage: Eukaryota; Metazoa; Chordata; Aves; Piciformes; Lybiidae
Gene: PSMC1
Product: proteasome 26S subunit, ATPase 1
Exons: 11
Coding region: 103-1425 (440 amino acids)
Biological process (GO): proteasome-mediated ubiquitin-dependent protein catabolic process
Cellular component (GO): proteasome regulatory particle, base subcomplex
Molecular function (GO): ATP binding; ATP hydrolysis activity; proteasome-activating activity
Source: RefSeq, a predicted model, not a curated record
CCCGCCCCGCGUUUGGCCCUCGCUGUGUCCCGUAGUGACGUAGGCGCCGCGUCCGCCGCCGGGAGCCGUGAGGCAGCGGUUCCGGUGCGGCGCCGAGGCAGGAUGGGUCAAAGUCAGAGCGGUGGACAUGGUCCUGGUGGUGGGAAGAAGGAUGACAAGGAUAAGAAGAAGAAAUAUGAACCUCCAGUUCCAACGAGAGUGGGGAAAAAGAAGAAGAAGACAAAGGGACCAGAUGCUGCCAGCAAACUCCCCCUGGUGACUCCUCAUACACAAUGCAGACUCAAAUUGUUGAAAUUGGAGAGGAUUAAGGAUUACCUUCUAAUGGAAGAAGAGUUUAUCAGAAAUCAAGAACAGAUGAAACCUUUGGAAGAAAAACAAGAGGAAGAAAGGUCAAAGGUGGAUGACCUGAGGGGAACACCAAUGUCUGUGGGUACUUUGGAGGAGAUCAUUGAUGACAACCAUGCCAUUGUAUCCACAUCAGUAGGAUCAGAACACUAUGUCAGUAUCCUGUCUUUUGUGGACAAGGAUCUGCUAGAGCCAGGCUGCUCUGUUCUACUAAAUCACAAGGUUCAUGCUGUGAUAGGAGUUCUGAUGGAUGACACAGACCCUUUAGUUACAGUGAUGAAAGUGGAGAAAGCUCCUCAAGAAACAUACGCUGACAUUGGUGGACUUGACAACCAGAUUCAAGAAAUCAAGGAGUCUGUGGAACUUCCUCUCACCCAUCCUGAGUAUUAUGAAGAGAUGGGUAUAAAGCCACCCAAAGGAGUCAUUCUCUAUGGCCCACCUGGCACAGGUAAAACUUUACUAGCCAAAGCAGUGGCAAACCAAACUUCAGCAACCUUCCUGAGAGUGGUUGGCUCAGAACUCAUACAGAAGUACUUGGGUGAUGGUCCAAAACUUGUGCGCGAGCUGUUCCGUGUGGCUGAAGAGCAUGCUCCAUCCAUUGUCUUCAUUGAUGAAAUCGAUGCCAUUGGUACCAAGAGGUAUGACUCAAAUUCAGGUGGUGAGAGAGAGAUUCAGCGCACAAUGCUGGAGUUGCUUAACCAGCUGGAUGGGUUUGACUCGCGAGGAGACGUUAAAGUUAUCAUGGCUACAAACAGAAUAGAAACACUGGACCCAGCUUUAAUUAGGCCAGGACGUAUCGAUAGGAAAAUUGAGUUCCCACUGCCUGAUGAGAAGACUAAGAAACGCAUCUUUCAGAUACACACAAGCAGAAUGACGCUGGCAGAUGAUGUGACUUUGGAUGAGCUGAUUAUGGCAAAAGAUGAUCUCAGUGGUGCAGACAUUAAGGCAAUUUGUACAGAAGCUGGGCUGAUGGCUUUGAGGGAACGGCGAAUGAAAGUAACAAAUGAAGACUUCAAGAAGUCUAAAGAGAACGUUCUCUAUAAGAAGCAGGAGGGAACCCCUGAGGGACUAUAUCUUUAAGUUCUCUGUCUCCUUGAGGACUAUCAGGAACUAUGUCAUGACUGACAGGUUAAUGUAACAUCGCAUAGUUGAGAUAAUUCUUGUUCUUGCAGAGGUUAAAUCUUGAUCAGUUGUGGUUAUUGAGUCAGUGUAACACUUCAUUUCGCAAUAAAACAUGUAUUUGAAUUGAA